UGCUUCGUCGCUGUCUAUAGUGAUGAUGAAUCGUCUAAAGACAAUUACCCGUUCCCUCCGAUUCCUCGACUCGUCUCUCGCCACCCGACACAUUGAAACUCGGUCACUCCAACUCGCUCUGAACCAGGUGACUCACUUUUCUCUCAACACUACUACUGCACCUUCACCUUCUUCCCUUUCGAAUCAUCACUCUUGCAAUCACCGCUUUUCAAGCAUUCAUCACAGAUUCUUCUUUUCUUCAAAACCAAGCUCCAUAUUGGAGCUUGUUUUGACGAGCGAUUGGUCCCAAUGGUUAGAGCUAGAGUUAGACAAGUGUUGCCUCUUUUUGACCCAUGAAACUGUUAUUUACGUUUUGAAGAAUUUGGAUAAAAACCCAAUUAAAGCUUCGUGUUUUUUCAACUGGGUCAGCGAGAAACAAUGGUUCAGACCAAGUUCCUCAGUGUAUAGUUUAGUUGUUAGGAUCUUGGCCAAGAAGGAAACUAGGGAACAAUUUUGGAUAACUCUAGUAGCCAUGAAGAAAAAUGGAUUCUUUCUUGAUACUGAAACUUAUUUGCCAAUUUUAGCUGCUUUUAAGAGGGAUAAUUUGAAGAGUGAUUGUGAGGGUCUUGCCCACUUUUAUAAACAAAUGAUUCGGGAAAAUGCAAGGGAGAGUGUUGUCAACAAUGUGGUUGGUAUUAUUACAGCGUCUGAAUGGGGUAUUGAGGUUAUGGAGAAAUUGGGGAAACUUAACAUUCAUCUGUUUGAUAAUUUUGUAGCGAGGGUUGUUAAAGAACUUAGAGGUUGUCCUUUGAAAGCGUACCGAUUCUUUCGUUGGGUUGGUGAGCAAUCUGGUUAUGAGCAAAAUGCAGUGACUUAUAAUGCAAUUGCAAGAACUCUUGCUAGGGCUAAUAGAAUUAAUGAGUUUUGGGAAGUCAUAGAGGAAAUGAAGAGUGUAGGUUAUGAAUUGGAUGUUGAUACAUAUACAAAAAUAUCGAGGCAGCUUCGAAAGAAUAGGAUGAUAGAGGAUGCUGUUGAGCUUUAUGAGCUUAUGAUGGAUGGAUCAUGCAAGCCAUCGGAUCAGGACUGCAGUUCCCUUUUAGUGCACAUCUCAGAUAGUCAUACACCAAAUUUAGAUUUAAUAUUCAGAAUAAUAAAUAAAUAUGAGUUGAACCGGCAUACUCUCCCAAAGGCAAUCUAUGAUGGAGUCCAUAGGUCUUUGGCAGGUGCUGGGAAAUUUGAUGAAGCUGAAACUAUUGUUGGGAGUAUGAGAAAUUCUGGAUAUGAGCCUGAUAAUGUCACAUUUAGUCAAAUGGUUUUUGGACUUUGCAAGAUGGGGAGGUUAGAAGAAGCGUGUAAAGUGCUCGAAGAGAUGGAAUCUUGUGGAUGCAUCCCUGAUAUCAAGACUUGGACCAUCUUGAUCCGAGGGCAUUGUUCUGCCAAUGAAAUGGAUAAGGCAUUACUUUGUUUUGACAAGAUGUUUGAAAAGGGAUGCAGUCCAGAUGCUGCCGUGUUAGGUGCUUUAGUUGACUGUUUUCUUAGCCAACAGAGAAUAGAGGAUGCAUACAACUUUCUUGAAGAGACAGUUAGAAAUUUUGUUACAUCUCCAUGGCAAGGUACAUAUAAGAAACUGAUUGAAGGCCUAUUAGAAAUUGAGAAAUUAGAGGAGGCACUUGACCUUAUGUGUUUGAUGAGGAAACACAAGUACCCUCCAUUCAUUGAAUCGAUUAUUCGAUAUAUUUCAAAAUCUGGGACCGUGGAUGAUGCUGUAAAGUUCCUGAAGGCAUGGAGUACGGAAAGUCCUCAAUCCCAUUCCGCCUAUGUUCAUGUGUUUGAAUCGUUCUUCAGAGAAGGUAGAGAGUCUGAUGCCAGAGAUCUAUUGAGUAAGUGUCGCCGCCAUAUAACUAAACGAAAAGAAAUCCGUGCACUUUUUGGUUCAGUAAGGAAUUGCAAGGCUGCAGUUGCAGGUAGCACGUAGCCCGGACGUUGACAUGUGCUGCCUCUAGAAAACCAUCCUGAGGCUGAGUCCCCAACCCUGGUGGACUGGCUUGAAAGAUAAACAAGCACAGGCUGCUAGUGCUACUUGAUACUUCUAAUAUUUGCCUGCCUGGUGGAAUAAGUAAAGCUCCAUAAUUUCAGUUUGAAGUUCUUAGGAGGGAAUAAAACCUCUCUAAACUCUUAAGACUAACCAUAUCUAUUUGAUUCAGCAAUUUGUUGUUGAUCCUGUAAGUCUAUUCUAUCCAUGUCUGAUCACAUGCCCUUCAUAUUGGAAAAUGAAAAAUCUGUGUAUUUUGCUUCGUACAGGCUAAUAUCUGGUAAUGGAUCAUAUGUGGUGGUUGACAAAUCUAAAUCUUCAUUUUCUGUAAUGUUUUCUUCAUUUUUACCGCUUAGAAGAGUGUCAUUCAUCACUUACUGUUCAUACUUUGGGUCGAAGAUGUCCGACCCGAGACGAUCGACGACAAGCCAAUCGACCUCUUCAGGUCCGAACUAUCCGACCUCUUCUCCAAGAGCUCGGCCAAAUCACCAGGAGAGCUCAAAAAGAGCCCAAAUAGAGGAACACGACCCAAAUCCAAAGGCAGCCCAAAGCCUAUCGAGAUAAGGGCGGUUCUCUUGAAGAUAAGAUGACUUCACCCAAAGAUAAGAUAAGAUAACUAUCUUAUCUCCAGAAAGAUCAUUUCACACUAUUAUAAAUACACUAGAGCACUCAGGUAUAACUCAUACUCCGAUUCUACUAAAAAACCUACUUAAUACCCUUGCUAACUUAAGUAUCGGAGUUCCUUGCAGGUACCACCACCCUCCGGUGACGAAGGAUCAGCACAACCACCAGGUCCAACAUGUCAAACACGGUGGCUCCGCCCAUCAUCAUCAAGUCGGAUAUAACAGCUCCGACCAGUACAGAAGAUCUCAUCCGAGAUCGACCUACAGUUUCAGGUAACACUCGAAACAUUGGUGCCAUUGCCGGAGAAGUUGGAAGUCAUCCCAUCAUCAUGGCAGACAACUUUGACAACGACCACAACUCUAAUCUAGAGGACAGGAUGCCGCACAAGAACACGGACGCCACAUCAAAGGAUACUCCUCAACUAAACAAAGAUAAUAGUCCGCCAAAUGCAGAAAUCCUAGAGGCAUUUCAGCCUCAACAAGAACGUCUUAAACAACUCGAAAAAGAAGCCAAGUAUCAACGAGCAGCCAAGAAGGACCUCAAAAGGAAAACUAGGCAACGAAAAGAGCUGGAACACAAACUAUUAUAGCUUGAAGCAGAUCUAAAAAAGACUACUCGAUUCAAUCACGAGGGUAAUCCCCACAAGGAUCAAGACCCGUUCACCAAAGAGAUUAUGAAAGCCAAAGUCCUAAAAGACUUCAAAGCUCCCGACAUAACCCCGUACGACGGCACAUCAGAUCCAAGCCAUUAUCUCAGUAAUUUCAAAAACAGAAUGUAUCUCACCGAUGCCUCGGAUGCAAUCCGGUGCAAAGCCUUCCCAACAACCUUAACCAAAACGGCAAUUAAGUGGUUCGACAGCCUACCCUCGAGGUCCAUCUCAAGCUUUGACGACUUAUCAGGAAAGUUCAUCGCCAGAUUCUCCAUCCAGAAGGACAAAGCCAAGCACGCCCCAAGCUUGUUAGGGAUCAAGAAAGGAGAUCGGAAAAGUCUUCGCAACUACUUGGAAAGAUUCAACAAAGCAUGUCUAGACAUACAAAGUUUGCCAACUGAAGCAGCCAUUAUGGGUCUCAUCAAUGGCCUAUGAGAGGGGCCUUUUAGUCAUUCCAUCUCAAAGAAACAUUCCACAUCUCUAAAUGAAGUAUAAGAACGAGCAGAAAAGUACAUCAAUAUAGAGAAAAACUUUCGACUAGGAGAGACCUCGAAAUUCGGAUACUUUUACUCCUCUCGAGAUAAGGAUAAAGAGUCUAAGUAAAAAGAAGAUCAGCAUGGAGAGAAGAUCAAGAAAUACCACAAUUACACCCCUCUCCGGGUGUCUCUCGUGGAAGUAUACCGAGAAGUAUACCACACUGAAAAGAUCCCACCACCUCGCCCACUUAAAAGCAAAAAAUGAUGGAGGAGGAAAUCGGACGGAAUACUGCGAAUACCAUCGAAUCUAUGAACAUCCCACCGACGAGUGCUUCGACUUGAGGAAUGUCAGAGAAAUUGAUAAGAGAAGGGAGACUAGAUCGGUACCUAGCCAGUAAGACAGAUGAGCCCAGAAAAAGAAGAGACGAAGAGGUCGGACGAACAGAACGACCACCUCGUACCCCAGAGAGACAUGUUCACAUGAUACAUGAAGGAUUUGCGGGAGGAGGAAUCUCCAAAUCAUCUCGUAAAAGACACCUCAAAGAAAUAUAUCACCUGGAGGAGAAGGAGCACCUGACCUCUUUACUAUUACUUUCACUAAAGAGGAAGCAGUUGGCGUCAUCUCGGGACAUGACGAUUCCAUGGUCAUCACUAUUAUAUUGGCCAACACUAACCUCCACCGCACACUGGUGAUCCAAGGAAGUUCAGCUGACAUCUUGCUCAAAACCGCCUUCGAUAAACUCGGCUUGGAAGAAAAAGAGCUCAAAGCAUAUCCGAACAGCUUAUCCGGAUUAGGAGACACUCCAAUCCAACCACUUGGAUACAUCUCGCUACACAGAACCAUUGAAAAGGGAAACCGGUCAAGGACACUCAACAUAGACUAUAUUGUGGUCGACAUGAGCUCAGCCUACAAUGCCUUAAUAGGUCGGACAACGCUAAAUCAGCUCGGGGCAGUAGUCUCAAUUCCACAUCUAUGUAUGAAGUUCCCAACUACAGAAGAGAUCGCUACGAUAAAAGGAGACCAGAAAAUAGCACGACGCUGUUACAAUGAAAGUCUGAACCUUAUAGGCAAAGGAGAAGAAAUCUAUACCAUCGAACUCAAGGAAAUUCGAGGUCGGGAAGAACCCCAUCCACAGCCAAAAGUCUAGAUCGGAGAUGUCCCAGAUAAAACAACCAAUAUCGGCACAAUCCUAAAGGGAGAAGUAAAAAAGUCCCUCAUACAGUUCUUAAAAGAUAAUAAUGACCUCUUCACAUGGAAGGCCGCAGACAUGACGGGCAUAGACCCCAAGCUAAUGUGCCACAAGCUUGCAGUAUAUCCAGGAUUUCGGCCGGUACAGCAGAGGCAUAGAAAGCUCGGACCAGAAAGAUCCCAAGCUGUGGAAGAACAGGUGCAAGCUCUACUAGAGGCAGGAUUCAUUAGAGAAGUCAAGUACCCACUAUGGCUAGCCAAUGUUGUCUUGGUGAAAAAGUCAAAUGGGAAGUGGCGGAUGUGCACUGAUUACACCGACCUCAACAAAGCUUGCCCAAAAGAUCUUUAUCCACUCCCAAACAUCGACACUCUAGUGGACGCCUUUUCCGGAUACAAGUACCUCUCAUUUAUGGAUGCCUAUUCAAGAUACAAUCAAAUCCCGAUGUACCCACCUGAUCAAGAAAAAACCUCAUUCUUAACACCCAAAGCGAACUAUUGCUACGUCGUCAUGCCAUUCGGACUCAAAAACGCAGGAGCUACCUACCAAAGGUUAAUGAAGAAAGUAUUCACAAAUCACAUUGGAAAACUAAUGGAGGUAUACGUGGACGAUAUGCUAGUCAAGACACAACGCGAGGAAUUAUUACUGUCCGACCUCGCCCAAGUGUUCAAUACCAUAAGAAAGCAUGGCAUGCGACUUAACCUUGCGAAAUGCACCUUCGCAGUAAAAGCUGGCAAAUUCUUAGGAUUCAUGCUCACACAAAGAGGAAUUGAAGCAAACUCGGACAAGUGCCAGGCCAUACUCAACAUGAAAAGCCUGACCUGUGUCAAAGAAGUGCAAUAACUCAAUGGGCGACUGUCAGCCUUGUCCAGAUUUCUAGCAAAAUCAGCCAUAAGAUCUCUCCCCUUCUACGCUACGCUAAGGAAGGGAAAGAAGUUCGAAUGGACAUCAGAGUGCGAGCUAGCUUUCCAGGAUUUCAAAAGAUUCCUAGGACAACCACCCGUUCUUAGUCGACCUCGGGAAGGAGAAGCACUCAUAUUAUACCUAGCAGUAGGAAGCCGGGCAAUAGUAGCCUUGGCACUAGUUCAAAAGGACGAAAGUGGACAGUAACCUAUAUACUUCAUCAGCAAAGCACUAUAAGGGUCCGAACUGAACUAUCAAAAGAUAGAGAUGUUCACCUACGCUCUCAUAUUAACCUCUCAACCACUUCGUCCAUACUUCCAGGCUCAUACCAUCAAGGUUCGGACCAACCAGCAUUCUGCAGAAAAUAGAUUUAGCGGGGAGAAUCCUACAGUGGGCAGUCGAGUUGUCCGAAUUCGACCUCCAAUAUGAAGCUCGGACAGCGAUCAAAUCACGGUAUUUGGCCGACUUCAUUGUAGAAUACACUGACACUCCGAAAAUCCCUACAAAGUGGAAACUUUACGUGGACAAAUCUUCCAAUAAAACCGGGAGCGGAGCAGGCGUGAUAAUAGAAAUUAAUCAGGAAACCCAAAUCGAACUCUCACUAAAGUUUGAGUUCCCUGCUUCCAAUAACCAGGCUGAGUAUGAGGUGUUAUUGGCUGCUUUGAAGCUGACUAAAGAAGUCGGAGCCCAAAAACUUGUCAUCUUUAGCGACUCACAGGUUGUCACCUCGCAAAUAGUAGGGACCUACCAAGCCAAAACCAGGGAACAACUCGGGCAAUUCCAGGAAUAUGAAAUCCAACAUAUACCUCGGGAACAGAAUGCUCGAGCUGAUGUACUCUCAAAAUUAGCCAGCACCAAACCGGGGGGCAAUAAUAGGAGCCUCAUGCAGGAAGUACUACAAAACCUGUCAAUCUCAGAAGAAGAAAAAAUCGCAGCCAUAUCAGGCCAAGAUCAAGGAUGGAUGACUCCCAUAAUUAACUACCUCAAAUUAGAUAUACUCCUUACAGCUAAGCAGGAGGCAAAUAGGUUAAAAUGGGAGGCACAAUAUUACACCAUCAUAAACAACAUUCUAUACAAGAGAGGAAUUUCGACAUCUCUACUAAAAUGUGUACUGAUCUCUAACACAAGAGAUAUUGGAAAAGAUACAUAUUGGCGCCUGUGGGAACCAUCUCGGAGCACGAGCCCUAGCCAAAAAAGUACUCCGAGCCAGAUUCUUUUGGCCGACUUUGCAAAAAGAAGCCACCGAGUACAUUAAGACGUGUCCACCAUGUCAGAAACAUGCUAACUUCCAUGUCGCCCCACCAGAGGAGCUCAUCAGCGUGACAUCACCUUGGCCAUUUGCAAAGUGGGGACUCGACCUUCUCGGGUCCUUCCCACAAGGGUCGGGACAGGUUAAGUUUCUCAUUGUAGGGGUAGAUUAUUUCACAAAAUGGAUAGAGGCAGAGCCCUUAGCCAAUGCCACGGCCCAAAGAAGUUGGAAUUUCCUAGAUAGGAACAUUAUUACGAGGUUUGGGGUUCCUUACUCCAUCACCACAAGGCAUGGCACUCAGUUCACAGACGCAGGAUUUAGAAAAUUGGUAGCUGACCUGAAGAUAAAGCACCAAUUCACAUCCGUGGAACACCCGUAGGCUAAUGGACAAGCAGAAGCUGCCAAUAAAGUCAUACUAGCCAGGUUAAAAUGGAGGCUACAGGACGCAAAGGAGCCUGGGCCGAAGAACUCCCACAAGUCCUAUGGGCAUAUCGGACAACUCCACACUCCACCACAAAAGAAUCACCCUUCCGAUUGGCUUAUGGAAUGGCGGCAAUGAUACUGGUAGAAGUUGAAGAAGGAUUUUCCAGAACGAUCCUCUACAGCGAAGAAGCUAACCCCCGACUCCAAAGGGAAGAGCUCGGCCUACUCUCAGAAGUCCGAGAAAGAGCUCGGAUCAGAGAAGAAGCACUAAAACGCCGCAUGGCCUUAAGAUACAAUCAAAAGGUAGUGCAACAAAGCUUCGCCAACAAUGACCUCAUCCUAAUCCGAAAUGAUAUCGAAACAAGUCGACCCGGAGACGGAAAGCUAGCAGCUAAUUGGAAAGGACCUUAUCGAAUCACAGAGGUACUGGGAAAAGGUUACUACAAAGUGUCCGAACUCGAGGGCCGAGAGCUAUCGAGAUCAUGGCACGCCUGCAAUCUAAGAAGGUAUUAUAGUUAAAAGGUAAUAAAAGAUCUUAGGACAAAGGUGCACUCUUUUUCCUAAAAGAGGUUUUUUAAUGAGGCACCAUGCCAAGAUCUACAAAAUUACCUAGGGUAAGCACCCACAUGUAUAUAUUUCGCAUAUUUUCUAUUUUGAAUAAAGUUUUUCAGAUUUCCUACAAAAUCACUUUAUCAAGACGCAUUAUUCUGAAAACGCAAAAUUCAUCGUCUGAUUAUAAAGUUACAGAUCGGCAAAAGUGAAAACCAAAUUCACUACCCGAUGUGAUCGACAAAGAAUGAAAAUCGAAUUCAUCAAAGAUCGACCAAGCGAGGAUCAAACUCUACAAAAUCAGUAAAGAUGAAAAGCAAUAAAAAUAGAAUAAUGCAAGAAGUUAUAAAAAGCAAUCCAUGAAUAGAGGCCUGACGAGGUCUGAAACAAAAAUGGAUUGCUAAGAAAUAACUUGGAAUGGACCGACGCAAAAGAAGUCGGAUCAGAUCAAAGCGAGAAAAAAUUAUAAAAAGUAAUCCCUAAAAAGAGGCCUGACCUGCACUAAAAAGCGGAUUACUAGAAAUAACUUCUAAAGGGACCGACAAGAAGAAGUCGGACUAAAGCUACAAAAAGUUAUAAAAAGUAAUCCGUAAAAAGAGACCUGACAAGGUCCAAAUAAAACGGAUUACUAGAAAUAACUUCUAAAGGGACCGACAAGAAGAAGUUGGACUAAAGCUACAUAAAGUUAUAAAAAGUAAUCCGUAAAAAGAGACUUGACAAGGUCCAAACAAAACGGAUUACUAGAAAUAACUUCGAAGGGGCUCAUACGACGAAGUCGGCCCAGAAAGCUACAAAAGUUAUACAAAGUAAACCAUAAAAAAUAGACCGGACAAGGUCCAAAUAAAAUGGAUUACUCAAAAUAACUUGGGGGUUGACCUACAUGAAGAAGUCAGCCCGAGGCGACCAAAAGCGACAGAGUUAUAAAAAGUAAACCCAAGGGAUUACUAGAAAUAACUCAAGAAAAGAUCAACAAAAGAGAAUCAACCAACAAAAGGCGCGUGUCAAAAGGGAGACAACUCGACCCGAAAGACCACGGCCUCGCCAAAAUCAAUUUACAAAGUAUUCAGUCAAAGAAUACUCAAACAAACAACCUGCUUUAAAAAGGACACUUCAACUAAGGCAGGAAACAAACAAAGCACAAAAGACAAUCAAAAGAGGUUGGACAAAUAAGACUUCCACACUCUGAAGAUUCCCGAAAAGUGCUAAAGAAAGCUGCAGGUAAGCAUAUCAAAAGAAACAAAGCUGUUACCAUAAAACAGACUCAAGAGGCCGCUUGAAGCCAACUGAUGUGUGGAAAACGAUCCAACACAAAACUCAACGGCAAGUGUACCGGGUCGCAUCAAGUAAUAAAACUCACGGGAGUGAGGUCGAUCCCACAGGGAUUGAAGGAUUGAGCAAUUUUAGUUCGGUGGUUGAUUUAG
This is a messenger RNA of Arachis stenosperma, 9492 nucleotides long. RefSeq names its product pentatricopeptide repeat-containing protein At3g48250, chloroplastic-like. Gene Ontology annotation, biological process: RNA splicing. NCBI's taxonomy places the organism in Eukaryota, Viridiplantae, Streptophyta, Magnoliopsida, Fabales, Fabaceae. Bases 23 to 1954 code for a protein of 643 amino acids. The transcript is spliced from 3 exons. The record is from RefSeq and is a predicted model, not a curated record. Gene Ontology annotation, molecular function: protein binding.